UCGCGGCUCAGAUCUGAAAGUAUAUGUGAAAACAGUCACAUGGCUUGACAAGAAAAAAAAAGCAAGAGGAGGAGGAAGUGUGGACCGGAUGACAGCAUGCUUACCUGCCAGACUUUAUUCUCCCCAAUGAGUUCACCUGACGCUUCUGUGGAUUUGGGCACCUGUUGGAGGAUCUAACCGGCCGGUGGACAUGACACAGAACGGCACAGUAGCCGGCAAUGGCACACACACUGAUGCGCUCAAAAUCGUGAUCGUCGGGGAUGGAGGAUGCGGGAAAACAUCUUUACUUAUGGUGUACGCCAAAGGAGACUUUCCCGAGAAAUACGCUCCAUCUGUGUUCGACAAAUAUGUCACCACGGUGUCUUACGGAGGGAAGGACAUCCAGCUGAAUCUCUACGAUACAGCAGGCCAGGAGGACUACGAUCGCUUGAGGCCUCUGUCGUAUCAGGACGUAAACAUUGUUCUCAUCUGCUACGAUGUGACCAAUCCAACGUCAUUCGACAAUGUCAAGAUAAAGUGGUACCCAGAAGUCCGUCAUUUCUGCCGUGAUGCCCCUAUUAUACUGAUAGGCUGCAAGACGGACCUGCGAAAGGACAAGGAGAAGAUGAGGAGGCUCAAAGCGUUAGAUCAGGCACCCAUCACCUACCUCCUGGGUGAACAGACGCAAAAGGAAAUGAACGCUGAGAUUUAUCUGGAGUGUUCGGCUAAAUAUAGAGAAAAUGUAGAGGACAUUUUCAGAGAAGCAACAAAGCGAGCGUUAGCAGCCAGAGCUAAAGCCAGACAUCGCAGCAAGAAGAAACACUGCACUGUUUUGUGACCUUUCCUGAAAAACAUGCAUACAUUUUGUAUAUUUGAACUAUGAUAUGUUGUAAACAUUCAGGAAUCAUCUGCAGAGCUUCCAGGAAGGUUUAAGCCUUCUUGAAGGAAUAUUAUCAGGACAUUGAGGGCGUGUUUUCAAUCUACCCACCUAGCAAGACAUACUGUUUGACAGAGAUCAUCACUGUGUGCACGCGAUGUUUGUUACGAUCCACUCCACAUCUUUCUGGCGGUGUUACUCAUUUGACUUGAUGGAGUUUUAUCUUCCAUGUUGAUCAUGGAGGUGGAAAAACUGCUGCUGAUGUCUCAGGGAUGACCAUACGCAUAUUAGAUGGUCGUAUUGUAAGUUUGGUUACAUUUUGUGUCAUUUAUAAUGCUAACCGCUAUUAUUAUGAACUUAGUGUAGCAUGUUUCUGCAGUGUAGUUCAUGUUAUGCACCGUAGUAUUAAAUGUUAACUGUGUUAAGACUAGGCAUGGGCCGGUAUAAGAUUGUGACGGUAUGAUAACCUUGGAUAAAAAUAUCAGGGUUUCACAGUAUCAUGGUAUUGUGAUUACUGCUCUAAAACAUAUUAUUUUUAAAUGUCUGAGUAAAAAACUAAAACUUUUUUCCCUUUGAAAACAAUAUAUUGUAUUUUUUUAAAAGAUUUAUAUUAUUUUGGAGCAGUAAAGACGUCAGGCUAUGUAAUUCAAAUGAAUCAUUGACUUCUGCUGUCUUCAUUUGUUUUAAUAACACAGAUUUCUUUACAAUUUAAAACAGCAUCUUUGGAUAUUUUUUUUCUGCUGGAGAUGCUGUUGUGCUAAAAAAAAAAAAUUAAAUAAAAAGUCUUACAUACCUUAGGAAUGGUAUUACAGAAAAUUUUGGCGGUUUUAAAACCUUGACUUUUCCAAACCGCGGUAUACCUUGAAAAGGUCGUCCCAUGCCUAGUUAAGACAUAUUCAUACCAAGAACUAUAACUGUACCAUCAACAACAGAGUUUUAACAUUCAAUAUUUACAUCACUGUUUAAUACCAGCAGACCACGCCACAAUAAUUCAUUGCAUUUUUGCAGUGUAUAGGCUAUUUGAGUUGAAAGACCACAUCAAAUCGUAAAAUCGUACGUAACAAAUUAUUAAUAAAGAUAUGAAUUCUGAAUUCUUAAAUGGAGCCCUUCAACUAACAAAUUAAUUAAAGUUUUAGGUGGAAUUGGCCAAUUUAAAAAAUAUGUAUUAUCAAAAUGUAUUAAUGAAAAAGAAUGGCCAUUUACUAAAAUAGCCACUUGUAAAAUUGGCCUAUAUACAGUUGAAGUCAGAAUUAUUAGCCCCCCUGUUUAUUUUUUUUCCAAAAAAUUCUAAACAUAAUAGUUUUAAUAACUCAUUUCUAAUAACUGAUUUAUUUUAUCUUUGCCAUGAUGACUAAAUAAUAUUUGACUAGAUAUUUUUCAAGACACUUCUGUACAGCUUAAAGUGGCAUUUAAAGGCUUAACUAGGUUAAUUAGGCAGGUUAAGGUAAUUAGGCAAGUUAUUGUAUAAUGAUGGUUCGUUCUGUAGACUAUCGUAACAAAAUAUAGCUUAAAUGGGCUAAUAAUUUUGAGCUUAAAAUGUUUUUAAAAAAUUAAAAACUGCUUUUAUUCUGCUUUUAAAUUGUGAAAAUUUCCUUGCUCUGUUUAAUAUAAUUUAGGAAAUAUUUAAAAGGGAAAAAAAAUUAAAAGGGGGGCUAAUAAUUCUGACUUCAACUGUAUAUAUUACAAAUCUAACUUUUUAAAACCAAUAUUAAGUGGUUAAUAUUUGUUGUUCUUCAGUGUUAGACCCACAUUUAGUCAUGGAGAUAAAAUAUUCAUAAUUUCAUAUAAAAUAAACGGCACUAUGUGAAGAUGUGUCCAACAAUGAAGAUAAAUCGCUGCCAUGUUCUUUGUAUAUUAUUCCUAAUUUUUGCACACCCACCAUGACAUUUUUACGGUACAGUUCAGUAAAAAGAAAAGAAAAAUGAAAGAAUUCAUAAAGUUAGUGACAUCAAACAUGGUGUAAAAACAAUAAUUUUACUGCCUAUUUGUCAACUACCCUCAUGUAAUUAGGCUAGCUGCUAGACGAAAUAACAAAGUGUAGUGAAUUGUAAAACUUUUUGCGAUAACUCAUUCCCUUUACGAUUAUGAAAAUAAGUCAUUUUAUAAUAAUUCCUACCUGUUUGCGAUGUCAAGCAGUGGGAAAACUGGAAGCUAGCCUCGUUCAUUCAGAAAUAGCCGUGCGCUAGUGAUAUGUUUAGCAUCCCUCACAAUUAACAACGACCUUUUCCACAGCUGACGAACGGUAAAACAUCAACAGCCAAUCAAAAUCCAAACCGUUCAAAAGAGCGCGAAUAUUUAAAAAAGAAGACGGUAAAACUGCAGCGCGCGCAUAUUCUAAAAACAACGUCUGGUGUGGACGCUAACGUACUUAUCUUUAUAAUUACAGUUCAUUUUGUUAACGGACCUCUGCAGUAUUAUGUCAGUCUCUAAUAUAUAACUGUUUAUAAAUUGUAUAUACAAAAUGUAGCCUACAUUUGGGGAAAUAUAUGCUAUGAUUGUAGCUGCAGAACACCGCCAUUUUCUUCAUUUUGUGUUGCUUCCUGUUAACAGUAUCGCUCAGAGACCAGAAAGUAUUGGUUAAUAUUUGUAUCCACAAGUGUUGCACAAAUAAAACUUUUUAUUUAUAUACACGA
Messenger RNA from Danio aesculapii, 3489 nucleotides. It is a transcript of the gene rhof, whose product is annotated as ras homolog family member F. The coding region runs from base 191 to 817 and encodes 208 amino acids. Gene Ontology annotation, biological process: cell migration; small GTPase-mediated signal transduction. The record is from RefSeq and is a predicted model, not a curated record. Gene Ontology annotation, molecular function: GTPase activity; GTP binding. The transcript is spliced from 5 exons. NCBI's taxonomy places the organism in Eukaryota, Metazoa, Chordata, Actinopteri, Cypriniformes, Danionidae.